This is a messenger RNA of Osmerus eperlanus (European smelt), 1953 nucleotides long. RefSeq names its product RERG/RAS-like a (gene rergla). Lineage: Eukaryota; Metazoa; Chordata; Actinopteri; Osmeriformes; Osmeridae. Gene Ontology annotation, molecular function: GTP binding; GTPase activity. The transcript is spliced from 5 exons. The record is from RefSeq and is a predicted model, not a curated record. Bases 299 to 916 code for a protein of 205 amino acids.
UCCCGCACACUUCAAUAGUCUCCUCGUCACAGUGACGGCAUGAGCCAGCUGCUCCCUCCCUCAGCUCACUACAGAAGCUGCUCGAGAUAACCGACUGCACCCCUGCUGUGAAGUCAGUGGAGCGCCCGUGCUUCUAAACGAAUGGAGGGAUGCUUAGCCUAGAACGAUUUUCUUUCACCUAAUAAGCCGGUGCUGUUAAGAUGUUGAGUCGGUUUCAAUGGAGGAUAUCCAAAGAAAGUACUCAUUAUAAUUCUGGAAAGUAACGUUCUAAAACAAACUUGCUGUAGACUACGCAAUUAUGAACGACAUAAAACUCGCAGUCUUGGGAAGUGGAGGAGUCGGGAAAUCAGCUCUCAUCGUUCGAUUCCUGACAAGGCGAUUUAUUGGCGAAUAUGCAUCCUCAUCAGAGUGUAUUUACAGGAAGCGUCUCUCUAUUGACGGCAGACAACUCAAUCUGGAGCUCUAUGAUCCUUGUUCCCAGGGUGGAGAGGGAAAGUCCAACCUCAAUGACCAGAUCCACUGGGCCGAUGGCUUCGUGGUCGUCUAUGACAUCAGCGACCGUUCCUCUUUCAUCACCGCCAAGGCCAUAGUGCACCUGAUCCGAGAGCUGCAACUGGGCGUGGCCAAAAGGGACACGGACUCUCUGGUGUUCCUGGUGGGGAACAAGCAGGACCUGUGCCACAUGAGGGAGGUGCGCCGCGAGGAGGGCCAGCGUCUGGCCGCCGAGCACCGCUGUCAGUUCUACGAGCUGUCGGCCGCCGAGCACUACCAGGAAGUGGUCCUCAUGUUCUCCAAGAUGGUCCACAACGCCAGCAUGGGCAGCAAGGCCAAGGAGCGUCGGCGCCGCCCCAGCGGCUCCAAGUCCAUGGCCAAGCUCAUCAACAAUGUGUUUGGCAAGCGGAGAAAAUCGGUGUGAGACCCCGCCCCUGCCACCUGCCCUGGUGUUUAAACCAAAUUCACCUAACAGGCUAUCAGCAGGACUGUUUUUGAAGACUCGCGCAUGGAUUCGAGACCAAUAGACUGACCAAAUAUAGCCUGAGAGCUAUUCCCUGGUCUGUUAAUGCUAAUGCUGUUGCUAUCGUUGUAACGUGAAGUUACAUUUUGUUUUGAGGUAUACAUGAUAAUACAUUUGUGCACUGUGCUUUUCGGAUGGGACUACUUUUAGCUUACUGCCUUCCUGACUUACUCACAUUGAACGUACCUUUGGCUUGCAAUCGUCAGGGAAUGGCAUAUUUAGCACAUGAUAUUUCAACCAAUUGUACAGUGGUUGGGUGAUUGUGUAAGAGUUAUGUAUUGUAAGCCUUAGUGGUAUUUUGACCUUGCCAAAUAAAUGUGAUGUAAGUCCUUAACUCCUGUAUAAUAGCUUUUUUUUAAUUUUACCCCACAUAUACGAAACACAAGGGGUUAAUCUUGAUCUUUUAUUUUAUGGGUCAUAUGACCUUCAGCCUACUGUAUGUCUACUGUGGCAUGAUUGAAAGACGAUUUCCAGUAGUAGAAUAGCUCAUGCAAAGAAAUGUACAGGCUUGGUUUGGGAUGGUAAAGUAGGUUAAGACAAUAACUGAUAAAGCUGUAGGUUAAACCUCUCUGUGAGUAAGAACUGAGAAGAGUUGUGGAGCGAGAAGAGAGAGGGAAAGAGAGAUUAGAAAGACGACGCUAAUUCACCUGCCACAUCUUUCACCUCUCACAUUGUUCAUACACUACUUAUCAAUUAUGCGAUGUGACUGAUACUGAAGCAAGUGUGCUAUUGCUGGAUAUAUUCCAUGGUGGCUAGCACUGUCAUUUUUAUCAAACAAUAACAUUACAGCUUGGCUGAAAGGAAAGUUAUUUUCAUCCUGCCUCUGGGGAAAUUAUUUUCACUGCAACUCUCCAGUGUCUCUCCAGGAUGAUUGCAGGUUUGUGUUGCCUUUCAUUUAGCUUGUAAAUGAUUAACUAAUAAAGUAAUCUCCCAGACAG